This is a messenger RNA of Marasmius oreades (fairy-ring Marasmius), 984 nucleotides long. RefSeq lists its product as uncharacterized. Bases 1 to 984 code for a protein of 327 amino acids. The record is from RefSeq and is a predicted model, not a curated record. Lineage: Eukaryota; Fungi; Basidiomycota; Agaricomycetes; Agaricales; Marasmiaceae. The transcript has a single exon.
AUGUCGUCCACAGUCACCCUCACUUACACUCGGCCGAGGCGCUUGUCCUUGUCGUUAUUGGCAGCACACACACCACCACCGCUGCUGGAUCUACCAGCAGAACUCAUUCUCGAUGUCUUAGAGUUGUCGUUGAAGGAUAACAAAGCCAGCACGUUAGCAGUUGUCUGCAAGACCAUCUGCAGUUUUGUGGAUGCAAUUCUUUACCGCAAAGUUGUCCUUAAUUCCAAGGAUACCAUCAGCCUCUUCCACAGAACCACCCUCUCGAAGCCACCCAGUUUCUUCGCGACACACGUCAACAAACUUAUCUUGACAUAUAAUGCGUCUCCCGAUAGCAUCCAGUUUCGUCGCGUUCUGGACAUCACAUCCACAUGCUCUGGACUCCGAUCAUUGGUCUUGCCUUCCGGCUACAAAAAAGGCGCUAUCGAAUCCAUAAUUCAUUCCACCAGAGGCGACAAUCUCGCCGAGAUCCUCAUACACUCACACGAAGGAUUACGGAGUCUUUACAAUGAUAUUGAUAUUCCGGACGCGCCGUUGAGGGAUCUCAGCUAUACGCUCCCCGUGACCCACCUCCGAAUCAGUGAACCAGGUGAUGGUUUCGUCUCACCAUGUUCCUUCUUGUCUGCCAUUGGACCCCUGCCCCGCCUAUCUCACUUGCAACUCUCUCGCCGUAUCAAUUCCAACGAGGACAACGAUCAAGUCUUCGUCCAUGAUGUUGACUACAUACUUCGAAGUCAACCAGAAUUGCAGAUGCUGGUCGUCUCCGUCUUUCCUUUGACCUGGGCACCGAUGUCAGUUUCGGAUAUCCCUCAGAGCAGUAUUUGGUUCAUGAUGGAAGACCUUUCGAAACGGGAUGCUAGACUUGUGGUCAGGCAAGGCGAACCUAAGGAAUGGAAGAUUGAGUGGAAUGGUGUGCGAAGGGCAAACCUUGGAGAGAUUAGAGACUUCUGGGCCGCUUCGAAAUACAAGGAUUCUAAUACCAUCUAG